AUGAGCAGGUCGGCGGCGCUUCUCCUCUGCCUGCUGGGCUGUAACGUGUGGAAGGCGGUGACCAAAACCUUAGCGGUGCCCGAGGCGGCUCAAGAAGUGACGCUGAAGGUCCACGUCAGCGAUGCCAGCACCCACCAGCCAGUAACUGAAGCCUUCAUUGAGAUUUUUACCAACCAGAUCUCCAUUGCAUCUGGGACCUCAGGAGCAGAUGGUACUGCCUUCCUCAAGUUUCAGUAUAAGCUGGGCAGCCAGCUGACAGUGACUGCCAGCAAACAUGCCUAUGUGCCAAACUCUGCACCCUGGAAACCUGUAAGGCUGCCUGUGUUCUCCUCGCUGAGUCUCGGCCUGCUCCCCGAACGCUCGGCCACCCUCAUGGUCUAUGACGAUGUAGUCCAGAUAGUCUCAGGAUUUCAAGGCGCACGGACCCAGCCACAGGUUCACUUUCAGAGGAGAUCUGUCAGGUUGCCAGAGAACACCAGCUACAGUGACCUGACAGCAUACCUGACUGCAGCCAGCUCACCCUGGGAGGUGGACAGCUUCCCUUAUUUGCAGGGACUGGAUGGGAAUGGAACAGGAAACAGCACCAGGUAUGACCUCACCCCUGUCACUGCAGUCAGUGUCCACCUCCUCAACAGCGAUGGGACUCCCGUCCCCGUGAACGGUCCCAUCUAUGUCACAGUGCCUCUGCCACCAAACAGCAACCUGAAGCACAAUGCUCACGUUCCAGCCUGGAGGUUUGACCAAAAAUUUGGGACAUGGCUGAAGAGUAGUCUGGGCCUGGUACAGCAAGAAGGGAACCAGCUGACGUGGACUUACAUCGCACCUCAGCUGGGCUACUGGGUUGCAGCUAUGUCCCCUGCCAUCCCAGGUCCCGUUGUGACUCACGACAUUAGCAGCUACCACACCAUGUUUCUGCUGGCCAUUCUGGGAGGGAUGGCUCUCAUUCUUCUGGUCUUGCUCUGUCUGCUUCUGUAUUACUGCAGAAGAAAAUGCUUAAGACCACGUCAACACCAUAAGAAGCUGCAGCUCUCCACAGCCCUGGACACAUCCAAGAAGGACCAGGCCACCUCCAUGUCCCACAUCAACCUGAUCUUCUCGCGCCGCGAGUCGGAGUUCCCCGGCGGGUUGUCGGUGGCUAGCAAUGGCCACACCGACAGCUCGGGGGCCAAGGAGCUGCUGGGUGCUGUCCACAUGGAGAUGGUGUCACCUGGAGGGGAAGCAGACAUGCACACGCCCAUGCUCAAACACUCCUUCAGCACCUCCCAGGAGUUCAGCUCCCGAGAGGAGCUGCUGUCUGACAAGGAGAAGGACAAGAGCAGGAUGUCCCUGGAGGAGCUGACGCCCCGCGGGUCACUGCGGAAGGACUACCACCAGUCAGCAGACAGCUUCCCUCUCCAGAUGAGGAAAUCCACCGAGGUGGCCGAGGGCUACGAGUCCCCUGGCAAAGAGGAGUACAGGAGAAGUUACAACGCGAUGCUGUCCCAGCCCUUGUUUGAGAAGCAGGAGAGGGAGAUCCAGGUGUCGAUGAACCACAUUGCUACGGGCAGCAAGUACAACGUGCAGGAGCAGAUGUACCCCCUGCCUGCGGCUCCCGAGAAGGAGCUGCUGGACUGCAGGCCUGCUGACUGCUUGAUGUCUCGCUCGGUGGAUCACCUGGAAAGGCCGACGUCGUUCCCUCGGCCAGGCCAGCUGAUCUGCUGCAAUUCCGUUGACCAGGUCAACGACAGCGUUUACAGGAAGGUGUUGCCUGCCUUGGUCAUCCCAGGUCACUACAUGAAGCUGCCGGGAGAACACCCUUUUGUUAGCCAGCCCCUGGUGGUCCCAGCUGACCAGCAGAUUGACAUAGAAAGACUUCAGGCUGAGCUUCCCAACCCUCACGCCCGGCUUUUCGCACACCCCCCCCAGCAGCUGCAGCCCCAACAGUUGGCGUCCCAAGCAAUAUCUCAGCAGCACCUUCAGGACGCGGGGGCGGCCGAGUGGAGCCAGCAGAACGCUUCCAUGUCUGAGUCCAUCUCCAUCCCUGCCUCUCUUAACGAUGCAUCCCUGGCUCAGAUGAACAGCGAAGUGCAGCUCCUGACGGAGAAGGCUCUGAUGGAGCUGGGAGGUGGGAAGCCGCUGCCCCAUCCCCGGGCGUGGUUCGUGUCUCUGGACGGGCGCUCGAACGCUCACGUCAGACAUUCCUACAUUGACCUCCAAAGAGCCGGCAGGAAUGGGAGCAACGACGCCAGCUUGGACUCCGGCGUGGACAUGAACGAGCCCAAGUGCGGCCGGAAGGGGAGAGGAGGAGAUCAGCUGCCCGCGGCCCCGGGCCAGGCGGUGGCGGUGGCGGCGGCGGCGGCGGCGGAGCUGCAGCAGCGGGAGCGGCAGGGCGCAGCCUACACGCAGCUAGUGUACCUGGACGACACCGAGCAGAGCGGCAGCGAGUGCGGCACCGCCGGCUGCAGCCCCGAGGACAAUGCCCUGCGCUGCCUGCUGGAGGGCGGCGGCAAGAGGAGCGGCGUGCAGCUGCCCAGCCUCCAGGAGGAGAGCAGAACUGUGGAUACCAAACCAGAGCCAUUAACUAGUCCUGAACGCGGAACCUCCGUUCAAGAUGAGGAGGAGGAGGAGGAUGAGGAUGAGGAAGAUGACCAAGGUGAAGAUAAGAAGAGCCCUUGGCAAAAACGAGAGGAGAGGCCGCUAAUGACUUUCAAUCUAAAGUGAGCUGUUGUGAAAAUCCACCCUUCAGUGGAGUAUCAAAUUGCCAAAUAUUCUUUCUGUGGAAGUGCUUGAGUUUUAUUGCUUAUUUUUAAUGAUUUUGGGGUUUUUAUGUUUGGUUUUGGUUUGGUUGUUGUCAUUGUGGAGAGAAAAGAGCAAAACAAACUGUGGUGAGCAACGUUUGAGAGAACUUCAGUGCAUUACUGUGUAAAUGUUAGAGAAGAAUUAAAAUCAUUCCUCUUGACCCCACGGCUGCCCCCAGGCAGCCAGCUGAGCAAAGAGUGUGAUUGUGAUUACAUAUACUUGAUCUUGGUUAUCCAGGACCUUCUUUUGGUUGCUUUAUGACCUCAAUCUCCUGAUGAAUAGGGAGCUGGUGAAACUUUUGGGUUUGGUUGGUUGGUUUUGUUUUGUAGGCCACUUUUCUGUUGGAUAAUGCUACUGAAAGUACCUGAGAAAACCACAUCCCAAAUUAUGGGAUCACAGAAUGCGUUGGGUUGGAAGGGACCUCCAAAGGUCAUGCAGUCCAACCCCCCUGCAGUCAGCAGGGACAUCCUCUACUAGCUCAGGUUGCUUGUGCAUUAUCUGGAGCAAAGGCUAUGCAUUGCUGCUUUAUUUUUUAGG
Messenger RNA from Indicator indicator, 3315 nucleotides. It is a transcript of the gene FAM171A1, whose product is annotated as family with sequence similarity 171 member A1. Gene Ontology annotation, biological process: stress fiber assembly; regulation of cell shape. NCBI's taxonomy places the organism in Eukaryota, Metazoa, Chordata, Aves, Piciformes, Indicatoridae. The record is from RefSeq and is a predicted model, not a curated record. Bases 1 to 2700 code for a protein of 899 amino acids. The transcript has 8 exons. Gene Ontology annotation, cellular component: plasma membrane.